Molecule: messenger RNA, 1242 nt
Organism: Thlaspi arvense
Lineage: Eukaryota; Viridiplantae; Streptophyta; Magnoliopsida; Brassicales; Brassicaceae
Source: the annotation of a GenBank genome assembly
AUGUCGAACCAUGAUGGCAAAAACCCAAUGCCGUACCAUGAGGGCGAAGGCCCUAUGUUCGCCGCUUUCAGGAAUCUUAAUCUCAAUAGCAACAAUAACCGGUUCGAACGAGGAAGUUCUAGCAACAGCAACAUACAUAAUCUCAACCUUUAUUUUAACCUUGAUCAGAAUUCUCAAGAACGUUCUCGUCUCUCCGCCGGUGGCUUCAGAGUUCCUCCGUCCCCUCCGUCGUCGUGGAUCACCCAACCAGGUGCUUCUUCCUCCAUCAACUCCGGCCAACCCUUGGCCCAUCCUCAGAGUUUUGUGAGGCCAGAUCAUGUAUCGCUAUGUAGCCUGGUGAACAUGAUGACGUGUCCAAUACGUUACCCUCAAUUCCUAGGGCUCCUCAGAAGAUUUGAUACCUACGAAGCAGGUGAACGGGAGAGGAGAUUGUUACAUAUCGGGUCAAUGUUAACCACAAACCACUCCACUUUCCUCGAUGUGGCCACAAACAGAAACGGGUCUAUGGCCUUACGAACCCUCCUUCAACGCAGCCCUAGCUUAGAUAAGUUCAUAUUCAAAGCUGUCUGCAUGAACUUCUUCUCGCUCAUGAGCAGUAAGUACGGUCGUUUCUUGAUCGUCCCCACUAUACGAGCCGUCGAUAAACCCAGGAAGGAGAUCAUAUACGAGCUAACGUACCACAACACUCUGACACUUGCGAGAAACGACGUCGGAUGUGUUGCACUGAACGAUGUGUUUCAAGAGAUUAGAGGCAUAUUCAGAGACCAAAUCUUCGACCUUGUCGCGCAGGAAGCGCAGUGGUUAUCUUUUGAUCCUUACGGAACUCACGUGGUGCAGAACUUUCUGACACUUCAGAACCCGUGUGCAACACAAGCAAUCGCCGAGAAUCUUUAUGGAAGUUUCUUCUUAUUAGCGAGAGUGAGACAAGGAAGCUAUGUGGUGGAGAAGUGUCUGAAGUCGGAGUUUGGGAGAGAGAAAGUGUUGGAGGAGUUUAGAGGGAAUUAUAAAGAAUGGGUAAGAAUGGCGAAUGAUAAGUUUGGCAACUUUGUGGCACAGUGUGCGUUGAAAGUAAUGAAGCAGGGAGGAAUGAAACAACUGUUGAGGGAGUUUGUGGAGAAGCUACGACCUCACUUUCAUGAGAUGGAGAUUGGGCAUGGGAAGAACACGCUGAGAGUGAUUGAGGAAGAAAUUCAAGAAUUUAUUCUUGACUUUCCAGAUCCUCUGCUGGGUUUUGUGUCUUAA